Messenger RNA from Penicillium taxi, 5439 nucleotides. RefSeq names its product ankyrin repeat domain-containing protein. The record is from RefSeq and is a predicted model, not a curated record. The coding region runs from base 1 to 5439 and encodes 1812 amino acids. The transcript has 2 exons. NCBI's taxonomy places the organism in Eukaryota, Fungi, Ascomycota, Eurotiomycetes, Eurotiales, Aspergillaceae. Gene Ontology annotation, molecular function: protein binding.
AUGGCUCUUCAACUGUCCCGGAGAGUAAAGCAUCAGGGGGCAGACCCAGCAAACUCCCUCAAUAAAGCAUUGGAGAAUUUUCAGAAUAUAUUGACAGAUGAGCAGAAGCGAGAUUUCCAAGGAAACACCACAACCCCGGAUAUUGGGAGUGUCAUCGAGUUUGUCGCACAAAUCGAUGCUAAGAACAGUAGCAUGACCAGGAGAUGUGUGGCUCCCCGGUUGUGUACCUUCCUGGAGGCAACACAGCAGUUCGUCGGUGUUGUGGACACAUUCGUCAGCUGUAAUCCGACUAUCGCUGCCCUCGUCUGGGGUGGUGUGAAAACUGCCAUAUUGACGGCAAGCAAUGUCGCGUCUUACUUUGACAAAGUUACUAGCAUGAUCAUGGAAAUCGGCAAAUCCUGUCCGACAUAUCAACUAUUUGGCCUACUAUAUCCCGGCUGCAUUAGUCUCCAACGUGCACUUUGUGAUUACUAUGCCGUCAUCAUUGAUCUGUGCAUCAAGAUCAUUGAAGUUUCCCGUCGGACCACCCUCAAGCAAACUCUUUCGUCGAUCCUGGUCCCAUUUGAUUCCGAAUUUAAACUGUUGCUGGAUCGACUUAAGGAGGCUAAAGAUGAGAUAAAACUGCAGAUAUCACUCGCGUCAAAGCAAGCAGAUCAAGAAGCAAAACAGCUGCUGGAGUAUGAAAGCCGACAGAACUCAAAGUUUCGACCUUCGGCCCUAAACUUCUUCCAAACAUCACUGAAACACCAGGCUGAGGUAGACAAAUUGCAAAUUGAUAGGAGAAAGAGAAAAACAGCGACAUUGAAGAUGAGCAUUCGAAAUAACCUUUCUCUCGUCAAUCAUGUUUCUCCUUGGAGACAGGCUUUGAGGCAAAGGGUUUCGACCACAGCUGAGUGGCUUCAGAAUGAGUCAAUCUUCUGUAGAUGGAAUGAAGAUCCACAAACAGUGGUACUCUGGUGUUCAGGAACCAUUGGCAUGGGUAAGACAGUGCUCAUGUCUAAUGUGGUGGCUCAGCUGCAUGCGGUGCGCAAGAGCAACGAAAUCUUGACUUAUUACUUCUGUCGCGUCGACGAUGAAGCAUUUUUGUCCGCGAGGAACAUCCUUGGAAGUUUGGCUCGUCAAAUGAUUGAUAAUCAAAUUGAUCAAGGCAAAUAUGAAACUCUACUUGCUUUAGAGGAGAGCAGCCGGAACCUCAGUACGAAUGAUGUCAUUUCAUUUUUAUUAUCUCGUCUAGAGGCCGAUAAGAAGUACUAUGUUAUCUUGGAUGGUCUGGAUGAAUGCGAGGACCAUCAGAUUCAAGCGGUGGGACAGGCUUUGGCUGAGCUCUGCAACAGCUGUCUUGAAGGGUUCAAAAUCCUUUGCGCAGGCCGGCCUGGCCUUGAAAGGAAAUUGCUCAAAGCGAACAUACCGCAAUAUAUAGUCACUGUGAAUAAAGAAAAGGUUGAGUCGGACAUAGAUCGCUAUAUUAUCACAAACUUAGAAAUUUGUCUGGAAGAGAAAGUUUUGACUCUCCGGGAUCCAACGCACAUUACGAAGAUAUACAAUACCCUACGGGACAGAAGCGACGGAAUGUUCCUUUGGGUUCGUCUCUGCAUCGAAGAGCUUUGCGCACAGAAUUGUGAUGAUGACAUCUUGGAAGCACUGAAAAAUCUUCCAAUUGGCUUAUCUGAACUUUAUGAUCAAAAGCUUCGUCGUGUCCGAGAAGGACGGGCGACUAGUCAGGCAAUUAAAGUACUGGAAUAUUGCGGGAUAGUAAAGCGGCCAUUGACAGUUACGGAAUUUCGAGAGGCUCUCAGCGUCUCGCUAGAUCAAAAGUCUUUUGACUACGGAAAGAUGCCCAACAAUAUGCAUAAGAUUUUCAACGGUUGCUAUGGAUUCAUAUUCGUCGAUGAAGAGGAAGACACUGUACACUAUGUGCAUCACAGUGUGAAGCAGUAUCUUUUUAUCACCAGCGAUCUACACAAAGCCAUAUUUGACAUUACAAAAAUUGAUCAGGAUUUUGGGUUCCUUUGCAUGACAUAUCUGGACUUCAGCAACUUCAAGUACCAGCUAACGAAAUUUAACAAGGGUUCCGAUACUCCCAUCAACCCCCUUCAGCUUGUUACUCUCCCCGUAUACUCAUCCAGCGGAGUGAGCAGUAAAGUGGCCCAGAAAAUUCUAUCUCAACUUCGCAGCCUGCGCAAUCUCAGUGCUCGAGAAAUAGAGAGGACGGCACGAGAUGCAGUUGGAUAUGAAGAGUCUGUGCAGCUGAAGCUUGGAAUCCAGGAGCAAGGGUUUCAGUUUCGAAACUAUGCUAUGGAUUACUGGCUCUAUCAUCUAAGUGAUUUUACCGACGAUGCGAGCAGUAAGAAAUGGCAAUUGUUUUGCCGAUGUAUAGAAGGGAAUGACAUUGCUGCAUGCAAACCUUGGGAGCCGAAGCAACAUACCCACUUCAAGGCAGAUAAUAUGCCGAACGCGAUGCAAUGGCUAUUGUCCCGUGAACAUUACGCAUUACUUUUAUACUUUGGGAAACAUCAAUCUCACCUUCUGACCGACGAGAUGAAGCAUGAAAUUCUUCGCCGCGCCGACAUUCGCAAUCGUUAUCGCUACACUGAGGUGUUAGUGAAGUUUCAGAAUACCAGCGACAUCUUGGAUCGUGGGUUGUCGCAUGCUGCCGCAGAUGGAUGCAAUCGUUCCUUGUCAGUGUUGCUCGAAGUAGGGGCUAGCGUCGAUGUUAUAUUGAAUGGCCGAACAGCUCUCCAAACAGCAGCAGAAGGUGGUCACCUCGAGGUCGUGCAGGCACUACUAGCAGCUAAAGCCGAUGUUAACGCAUCUCCUGCUAGAAGUGACGGCAGAACAGCCCUUCGAGCAGCAGCAGGAGGUGGUCACCUCGAGGUCGUGCAGGUACUACUAGCAGCUAAAGCCGAUGUUAACGCAUCUCCUGCAGAUUAUUACGGCAGAACAGCCCUUCAAGCAGCAGCAGGAGGUGGUCACCUCGAGGUUGUGCAGGCACUACUAGCAGCUAAAGCCGAUGUUAACGCAUCUCCUACUAUAUUUGGUGGCAGAACAGCCCUUCAAGCAGCAGCAGGAGGUGGCCACCUAGAGGUUGUGCAGGCACUACUGGCAGCUAAAGCCGAUGUUAACGCGUCUCCUGCUGGACAUGACGGCAGAACAGCCCUUCAAGCAGCAGCAGGAGGUGGUCACCUCGAGGUCGUGCAGGUACUACUAGCAGCUAAAGCCGAUGUUAACGCAUCUCCUGCAUAUUAUUACGGCAGAACAGCCCUUCAAGCAGCAGCAGGAGGUGGUCACCUCGAGGUCGUGCAGGUACUACUAGCAGCUAAAGCCGAUGUUAACGCAUCUCCUGCUAGAAGUGACGGCAGAACAGCCCUUCGAGCAGCAGCAGAAGGUGGCCACCUCGAGGUCGUGCAGGUACUACUGGCAGCUAAAGCCGAUGUUAACGCAUCUCCUGCAGAUACUUACUGCAGAACAGCCCUUCAAGCAGCAGCAGGAGGUGGCCACCUAGAGGUUGUGCAGGCACUACUGGCAGCUAAAGCCGAUGUUAACGCAUCUCCUGCUGGACAUGACGGCAGAACAGCCCUUCAAGCAGCAGCAGGAGGUGGUCACCUCGAGGUCGUGCAGGUACUACUAGCAGCUAAAGCCGAUGUUAACGCGUCUCCUGCUGGACAUGACGGCAGAACAGCCCUUCAAGCAGCAGCAGGAGGUGGUCACCUCGAGGUCGUGCAGGCACUAUUGGCAGCUAAAGCCGAUGUUAACGCGUCUCCUGCUGGACAUGACGGCAGAACAGCCCUUCAAGCAGCAGCAGAAGGUGGUCACCUCGAGGUCGUGCAGGCACUACUAGCAGCUAAAGCCGAUGUUAACGCAUCUCCUGCUGGAAGUGGUGACGGCAGAACAGCCCUUCAAGCAGCAGCAGGAGGUGGUCACCUCGAGGUCGUGCAGGCACUACUGGCAGCUAAAGCCGAUGUUAACGCAUCUCCUGCUGAACAUAACGGCAGAACAGCCCUUCAAGCAGCAGCAGAAGGUGGUCACCUCGAGGUCGUGCAGGCACUACUAGCAGCUAAAGCCGAUGUUAACGCAUCUCCUGCUGAACAUAACAGCAAAACAGCCCUUCAAGCAGCAGCAGAAGGUGGUCACCUCGAGGUCGUGCAGGCACUACUAGCAGCUAAAGCCGAUGUUAACGCAUCUCCUGCUGGAAGUGGUGACGGCAGAAUAGCCCUUCAAGCAGCAGCAGGAGGUGGUCACCUCGAGGUCGUGCAGGCACUACUAGCAGCUAAAGCCGAUGUUAACGCAUCUCCUGCAUAUUAUUACGGCAGAACAGCCCUUCAAGCAGCAGCAGGAGGUGGUCACCUCGAGGUCGUGCAGGCACUACUAGCAGCUAAAGCCGAUGUUAACGCAUCUCCUGAUAAAUUUGACGGCAGAACAGCCCUUCAAGCAGCAGCAGGAGGUGGUCACCUCGAGGUCGUGCAGGCACUACUGGCAGCUAAAGCCGAUGUUAACGCAUCUCCUGCAUAUUAUUACGGCAGAACAGCCCUUCAAGCAGCAGCAGGAGGUGGUCACCUCGAGGUCGUGCAGGCACUACUAGCAGCUAAAGCCGAUGUUAACGCAUCUCCUGCAUAUUAUUACGGCAGAACAGCCCUUCAAGCAGCAGCAGGAGGUGGCCACCUAGAGGUUGUGCAGGCACUAUUGGCAGCUAAAGCCGAUGUUAACGCGUCUCCUGCUGGACAUGACGGCAGAACAGCCCUUCAAGCAGCAGCAGAAGGUGGUCACCUCGAGGUCGUGCAGGCACUACUAGCAGCUAAAGCCGAUGUUAACGCAUCUCCUGCUGGAAGUGGUGACGGCAGAACAGCCCUUCAAGCAGCAGCAGGAGGUGGUCACCUCGAGGUCGUGCAGGCACUACUGGCAGCUAAAGCCGAUGUUAACGCAUCUCCUGCUGAACAUGACGGCAGAACAGCCCUUCAAGCAGCAGCAGAAGGUGGUCACCUCGAGGUCGUGCAGGUACUACUGGCAGCUAAAGCCGAUGUUAACGCAUCUCCUGCAGAUACUUACUGCAGAACAGCCCUUCAAGCAGCAGCAGGAGGUGGCCACCUAGAGGUUGUGCAGGCACUACUGGCAGCUAAAGCCGAUGUUAACGCAUCUCCUGCUGGACAUGACGGCAGAACAGCCCUUCAAGCAGCAGCAGGAGGUGGUCACCUCGAGGUCGUGCAGGCACUACUAGCAGCUAAAGCCGAUGUUAACGCAUCUCCUGAUAAAUUUGACGGCAGAACAGCCCUUCAAGCAGCAGCAGGAGGUGGUCACCUCGAGGUCGUGCAGGCACUACUAGCAGCUAAAGCCGAUGUUAACGCAUCUCCUGCUGGAGAUGACGGCAGAACAGCCAUUCAAGCAGCAGCAAAAGGCGGCUUUUCCAAGAUUGUGGAAAUACUAGAACUGUCUGGCGCAAAAUGA